This is a messenger RNA of Pleuronectes platessa (European plaice), 1959 nucleotides long. It is a transcript of the gene micu3b, whose product is annotated as mitochondrial calcium uptake family, member 3b. The record is from RefSeq and is a predicted model, not a curated record. Gene Ontology annotation, biological process: mitochondrial calcium ion homeostasis; calcium import into the mitochondrion. NCBI's taxonomy places the organism in Eukaryota, Metazoa, Chordata, Actinopteri, Pleuronectiformes, Pleuronectidae. Gene Ontology annotation, molecular function: calcium ion binding. Bases 1 to 1455 code for a protein of 484 amino acids. The transcript is spliced from 15 exons. Gene Ontology annotation, cellular component: uniplex complex.
AUGGCUGCCCUGCGCAGGCUGAUCCCUUCAUUCACCACCGGCUCCAGAACAGCAGCGCGGCGGCAGCAGCCCUCCUCUCCUGCGGCCAAGGCGCUCAAAGUCAUCGCGGCCGGAGCGUGCGUCACCGGAGCUGCUUGUUCUUCUUAUUAUUAUUGUUAUUACUACCGGGGCCCGGUGGUCGGUAGACGCUCCGGACUGGGGAGCCGCGUCGAGGCUCGACUCUCGCAUCUGCUGCUGCCGUCAGUUUCUGCCACCGACAAGGCCAAGAGCUACGGUCUGGAUGAUGGAGACGUGUACAUGUCGUCCUCUGAAAACAGAUUUCGUCUGUUCAGCUCAGUGGAGUACGACGGCCAGCUCUACAUGACUCCACUCAACUUCAUUGAAUCUGUCACUCUGAAUGAACCUAAAGGUAGAAAAGCUUGGAGGUCACUUACUAAAAAGGAUUUGGACAAGAUGUUGGCUGACACUCCGGCUGUUUGGAAAGGAUCAUCCAAUUUGUUUAGGAAUCUUCGUGAAGGAGGUGUCUUCAGUUACACAGAGUACCUCUUCCUGCUCUGCAUUUUAACAAAGCCCCAUGCAGGCUUCAGGAUUGCUUUCAACAUGUUCGAUGCAGAUGGGAAUGAGAUGGUGGACAAAAUGGAGUUCUUGGUGCUUGAAGAAAUCUUCCGCAAGAAAAAGGACAGAAAGGAAGUGAGUGAAGACGUGCAAAGGUUGGACCAGAAGCUCCUGCAGCUUUACGGUCAACGCAAAUCCCAGCCGCACACUGUUCUUAGAAAAGAGAGUCAGCAUGCGGAGGCCCGGGGCAUGUGGGAUGUUCUCAGACGUGGCACAAGUCAAGUCCUAUUUUCUGAUCUCACCGAGGUGGAUGAGAAGACAGAGACGACGCUGCUGGUGCAUUUCUUUGGGAAAAAAGGCAAAGCUGAAUUGAAAUUUGAAGAUUUUUACAAGUUCAUGGACAACCUGCAGACAGAGGUGCUUGAGAUAGAGUUCCUCUCCUACUCCAAAGGCAUGCCCACAAUCAGCGAGGAAGACUUCGCCCGGAUCCUCCUACGCUACACCAACGUGGCCGACGUCAGCGGGUACUUGGAGAACGUGCGACACAGCAUGCCGGAUGAAAAGGGAAUCACCUUUGACGAGUUCAGGUCCUUCUUCCAGUUCUUGAACAACCUGGAGGAUUUUAAAAUCGCCAUGCAGAUGUACAACUUCGCCAACCGCUCCAUUGGUCAAGAGGAGUUUACCCGAGCUGUCUACGUGGCCACGGGCAUCAAGCUGACCCGCCACUUGGUCAACACCGUCUUCAAGAUUUUCGACGAGGAUCACGACGACAAACUGAGCCACCAGGAGUUCAUCGGCGUCAUGAAGAACCGGCUGCAUCGUGGCAAAGGGGGUGUCAGAGUGGGGGAGAAGUUCGUCUCUUUCAAGUCCUGCAUGAAGAAGGAGCUUUCAGGCAAAUAGGUGAAGAUCCCUUCAUCAGCAGCAUGUCUUACAAACGGAAUGAACCUCCGCCUCCUCCCUCUUCUCUUAUCAGGCAAAAGGGUUCAUGCAUGCUACAGCGUCUUAAUGCAUUCAGUUAGAAGUUUUCAAAUACACAGGAUGUUGCACAAACAGGAAGUGGUCGAGCUAAUGUGAAGCCCUUGCAAGUGCUUAAACAAACAAAAGUGACCCAUCAUGAGAACAUCCAUUGAACUGGUGUGCUGCAGGACUCUAAAUUGCACUACUUACGGAUGCCUAACCACUGUUUGCCUGUUCUGAACUAUUUAUUGAAUUAUCUACAUGUAAAUAUAUUUAUUGGUUGUAAGAUUUCUAGCACAGAUUUGACAUAUUUAUCUAAACCCUUAUCCUAAAAUCGUAUUGCCGCUUUUCCAGUGUGCGUUGUUUGUUGGGUCUGCAGCCCCCUGCUCAGAUCAUCUUAGGACAGCAGCACCUCCCUCCCCCCUUCAUCCUCCUCCUCCCUCUCCU